CUUCUUGCGUCGGUGGCUCCUUCCUGCUGCACGGGCAUGUUUUACGACAUGGGACGGAGCCUCUGGGUGACCCGCACCACCUGAGGAUCCCGGAAGCCGCCCCCGCGAUGGAAGAGGACCAGGAACUGGAAAGAAAAGCAAUAGAAGAAUUGCUUAAGGAGGCAAAACGUGGGAAAACAAGAGCAGAAACAAUGGGACCUAUGGGUUGGAUGAAGUGUCCUCUUGCUGGUACAAAUAAAAGAUUUCUACUUAACACUAUUAAGAACACACUGCCUUCCCAUAAAGAGCAAACCCAUGAACAAAAAGAAGACAGUAAGGAACCUGCAAAAAGCCAAGACCAGAAAGAAGACAAGCGGAAGAAGCACAGAACCCAUCCAUACAAGCACAGCUUCCAGGCCCGGGACACGGUCAGCACUUCCCCUCCGAGGAAGCAGAGCAGCCAGGAGAAAUACGAAAAGCGAUCACACAGGCGGUGAGGCAGGGAUGAAGCACCUGCCAGACAGACUGUCAUGGGCAGCUAGCAUUGUUCUAUCUAGAACUGGAGUUAGAGAGGUUUCUGUGAAAUACCUGAGUGAUUUUUACAGUAGAUCCUUUGUUAUGACAAGCAGAAAAUUACCUAGAGACUCUUCAAGGAAACAAGUACAAAGAACCUAAACAUCUCAACAUGUUUUGGCAGGGUUCAUCUCCCUUGGCAGUGUAAGCUACAACAUGUAUUGUUUUUAUUCUGUAAUAUCUUGUUUGGAAGUUAGUUUCAAAAUAAAUCUAGAACUUAAGGUUAUUCAGAGAUUGUUAAAAAACUAAUUCUCAUUUUCUUAGUGUACUGCAACUGUGAUCAUUUCUCAAAAAAGCAAGAUACUUGUAAAUCCUAUAGUUUAGUUUUUUUUUUCCAGGGGGGUGACAUGUUUAACAUUUGUAAAUCAUUUGGUCAGUAACCAUUUUGAUAAAGUUCUGCUCCUUCUAGCACCAGAAACACAGCAAGAAACUCUUUGAAAACUUUACCUUUCCCUUCAAAUGAACAAUGUAGGAAAUUCUCUAAAUGGCUUUGAUUUUAGUGUUCCAUAUCAAUAACCAGAGGUUUAAAAAAUGACUCUGUUAUUUCCUUGUGCUUUCUCAAAUUCAUCCCUGAGAUAGAACAUAUUUUUUCUAUAUUUAGAAUUUUGGAAAAGUUUUAAGUGGUGCUUUAAAAAGAAUCUCCAAAUGUUUAUAUUAAUGUAACUAUUUUAGUGUUUUAGCUUAUUUAACUAAAGAUCUAUGUUUACCACUCAUAGUAUACUUGUUUCAGAAAUCUUAAUUUUAAAUAAAAGUGUGUUUACAAUGCC
This is a messenger RNA of Erinaceus europaeus (western European hedgehog), 1319 nucleotides long. RefSeq names its product protein POLR1D-like. The record is from RefSeq and is a predicted model, not a curated record. The coding region runs from base 108 to 476 and encodes 122 amino acids. NCBI's taxonomy places the organism in Eukaryota, Metazoa, Chordata, Mammalia, Eulipotyphla, Erinaceidae. The transcript is spliced from 3 exons.